CCCGCGCCCUGCGCCCCGCCGAGCUCGCCACGCGCCCCGGAGCCCCCAGCGCCCCCUGACCGCUCCCGGGGCCGGCGCCGGACCAGAGACCCCCCCACCGCUGCAUCUGCACAGUCGGCUGACACCGCACCCCACGCUGAGGGGAGGCCGGGUGCCAGGUGGGCUGGCGUCACCCAUGGAAUCGCCCCUGGGGCUGCCAGUACGGGCGCCAGGACCCCUCGACCCGCUCGGCCUCCAGCCAAGAACCAGGGACUGAAGCCGAGGAAGGAGACACCUGCUUACGGAAGAAGAUCUGUGCUCUGGGAGGGGAGUGGGGUCUAGUGGUUAGAGCAGGAAGCCAGGGCUCCUGGGUUCUAUCCCGGGCUGUGGGAGGUUAUUGGGGUCUAGUGGUUAGAGAGUUUUAGGACCCAGGACUCCUGGGUUCCAGAGUCGAUCCCCAGCCGUGAGUAGGGAGGAGGGUGCAAGGAAGUCUCUGUCGUCAGGUUGGGUGGGUGGCCCCACCCCAUCCCCCUGUCAAGCUGGAGUCCUUGAAGCGCUGGAAUGAGGAGAGGGUGGUGUGGUGUGAGAAGGGGGUUCAGAUCCUCCUCACCACCGUCGGGGCCUUCGCAGCCUUCGGCCUCAUGACCAUCGCCAUUGGCACCGACUACUGGCUCUACGCCCGCGCCUUCAUCUGUAACACCACCAACAUCUCCAGCGAGGAAAUGCCCCACAAGGACAAGAAGGACCCAGGGGGCCUCACCCACUCCGGCCUCUGGAGGAUAUGCUGCCUGGAAGGCCUGAAGAGGGGUGUGUGUGUGAAAAUUAACCACUUCCCUGAGGACACAGAUUACGACCACGACAGCGCCGAGUAUCUCCUGCGUGUGGUCCGUGCCUCCAGCAUCUUCCCCAUCCUCAGCGCCAUCCUGCUGCUGCUGGGGGGGUUCUGUGUGGCCGCCAGCCGGGUCUACAAGUCCAAGCGCAACAUCAUCCUGGGCGCUGGGAUCUUAUUCGUUGCUGCUGGCCUCAGCAACAUCAUCGGGGUGAUUGUGUACAUCUCGGCCAACGCCGGGGACCCGGGCACCAAGCGGGACGACGAGAAGAAAAGCCACUACUCCUACGGCUGGUCCUUCUACUUCGGGGGCCUGUCCUUCAUCCUGGCUGAGAUGAUCGGGGUGCUGGCCGUCAACAUCUACAUCGAGAAGAACCGGGAGGCCCACUGCAAGAGCCGCACCGAGCUGCUGAAGAACCCCUCGUCCUCCUCCAGCGCCAUCCUGCGCCUGCCCAGCUACCGCUUCCGCUACCGGCGCCGCUCCCGCUCCAGCUCCCACUCCACCGAGCCCUCGCAGUCGCGGGACGCCUCGCCCGUGGGCCUCAAGGGCUUCCCCUCCACCGACAUCUCCAUGUACACCCUCUCGCGGGACCCCUCCAAGGCCAACGUCAGCAGCCUCUACGGGGCCGAGCGGGAGGGGGCCGGCGGGGCCUUCCUGCAGCUCCACAACACCUUCCCCAAGGACCCCGGCGUGACGGUGACGGUGACAGGGCCCGGCACGGCCGGUGCCACCGGCACCCUGGGCAAGGACGCCUCCUCCAACACCAACACGCUCAACCGGAAGACCACGCCCGUGUAGGGGCAGGCGGCGGGGGGCUGGCGGCAGG
Messenger RNA from Caretta caretta (loggerhead turtle), 1635 nucleotides. It is a transcript of the gene CACNG8, whose product is annotated as calcium voltage-gated channel auxiliary subunit gamma 8. NCBI's taxonomy places the organism in Eukaryota, Metazoa, Chordata, Testudines, Cheloniidae. Gene Ontology annotation, molecular function: channel regulator activity; voltage-gated calcium channel activity. The record is from RefSeq and is a predicted model, not a curated record. Gene Ontology annotation, cellular component: AMPA glutamate receptor complex; postsynaptic density membrane. Gene Ontology annotation, biological process: calcium ion transport; postsynaptic neurotransmitter receptor diffusion trapping; regulation of AMPA receptor activity.